AUUGCGAAAGCUGUGCGUUCUUCGCAUCCUCUGUUAUUUGCGGAGUUGGAUCUGCCUUUGACCGAGGACCAAUGGUGCAAAGCGGAAUUCGUAAAUGCGAACGCUUUGGCGGAUUGCGCCACACAUUUUUCCGAGUUUGGGCUUGACAAACUUUUGGCACGACGGGAAUUAGUCUGGAAACUUAGGGAAACCACGGUGUGGAAAGGUUUUGUUGUUAGAGUUCACGGAGGGCCUUUCGGAAUAUUGCCCUUUUCUGUGCCUUCGGCUCUGGCUGGCCUCGCUGCUGUCAAGUCGGGAAUGUCGAGAGACGGAGUCAGAGAAACCAUUGCCUUGGAGAAAGUUGCUUGUAAUUUCCUUUUGGAAAAUCCGCAAGAGACAAUAAAACAUCUGGAGAGGAAGGGUUCUCAUUUGCCAAAAAAGCCGCGAGCUUGUCAUCCGUUUCACGGGACUCAAACAAUCGCGGAUUUCACUCAGGCCAUUCGGCUGAUCAAAUCUCACGAGGUGUCUUGUGUUCGCGGAACUGCAAGUCGUGGUGUCACGCACGGAUUAUUUUUCAAUGCUCGGAAUUCCGAGGCAGUUUGCGCAGAUUUAUCCUUGCAAACGUGCCGAAUGGAACAGGCAGUUUCGCGAGACUUAAAGAAAUGGCACGAACGCGCAGUAGUGGAAAACUGGGCAGCGUUUGCGUUCAAAGUGGCUACGAUCAAAUGUCCGCUCGUGUUUGUAGAUUGAGUGCGAUGACUUUCUUAUUUCAAAAGAGUUUAUCCCCGUCAAUUUUCGUUUCUUGCGUUUUUCUUUCGUCUUUUGUCAUUUCAAGCGAUUUUCGAAUGUGAUUCGGACGCUUUUGAUAGUACAGUACUUAUAAACCCACAUACUGUAUAUUUAUAUGCGUGAUACACGUACUUUCUGAAGGAUAAUAGAUAAUUCCCAAAAGACGAA
Messenger RNA from Notodromas monacha, 936 nucleotides. Lineage: Eukaryota; Metazoa; Arthropoda; Ostracoda; Podocopida; Cyprididae. The record is from the annotation of a GenBank genome assembly.